Messenger RNA from Penicillium canescens, 528 nucleotides. RefSeq lists its product as uncharacterized. Gene Ontology annotation, biological process: tRNA processing; nuclear-transcribed mRNA catabolic process, RNase MRP-dependent; intronic box C/D snoRNA processing. Gene Ontology annotation, molecular function: ribonuclease MRP activity. The record is from RefSeq and is a predicted model, not a curated record. The coding region runs from base 1 to 528 and encodes 175 amino acids. The transcript is spliced from 2 exons. Gene Ontology annotation, cellular component: nucleolar ribonuclease P complex; ribonuclease MRP complex. NCBI's taxonomy places the organism in Eukaryota, Fungi, Ascomycota, Eurotiomycetes, Eurotiales, Aspergillaceae.
AUGACGGAUAAUAUGCAGGAGGAUAUGAAACUAGACAAGGAAAUCCCUUCGUCUGAGCCUGCAAAGCGGAAAGCCUCUGGGCCAAAGCCGAAAACCAUACAUUUCACGUCCCGCAAUCCGCCCUGGACCUACCUGAAGCUCAAGCUUGUCCCUCAGCCCGGAAACACACCUCAAGCACUCGACCCUCUUUCCGCACGCACCUACCUCUCCUCCGCACUGUCGCAAUUCCUCGGUCUGACAGGAACGGCCAUUCUCAUCGAUAUACUGAAAAUCGAGCAUGGAUUCGCGUCUACACCAACAAACGAUGCUACAUCUACAACACAGGCUACCAGGGUCCCCCGCUAUGACUCUGUGUGGAUUCGUGUCCCGCGCGAAGAUGCCCCAGCUGUUGUCGCUGCAGUGAGCUCUUGGAUUGGUGGCGGAAGCAAUACGACGGGGUCUGCGGGUGUCGCGUGGAGGGUCUGCGCCAAGGGAAACUUUCUAGGUGCGUUGACGGCUGGGUCUGGGGCGGAUUUGUUCGUUCCCUAA